CAGGCCCCAGUUCACUGCGAACGCCCCGUUCCUCGAGCCCCCCUAGCUUGACAAUACGUUAGGAUCACCGCUCAAUUGAGAAGACAUGCGUUUCGCUAGUGUUGCAUUCCUCGCCGGCAUGGUGUCCGCCGUGUCGGCACACUUCCACCUGCAGUACCCUGGCCCUCGGGGACCGUUUGUGGAGGAGUCUGAGCCGACCUUCUGCGGUCGGUUGACACACGCCUAAUCGAAUUUCUUCGCGUUCUGACAUCGUGGUCGUAGAUAAUUAUGGCGACGUCACGACGAACCGUACGGCCUUCCCGCUCAACAAUGGGCACUACUACAUCACGACGGAGCACCCAACCUGGACGCGUAAGACUUCGUUCAAUAUUCUCCCUCGCACGUCGCUCACUCCCCCUUCUAGUCGGCAUCAUCAUCUCCACCGUUGCGAAUCCGAACAACUUCGCUAACUUCACGGACUCGAGCGGCAAGUACCAGAUGGCCGUGAACUACUUCGAGACCUCCGGCGAGGGCCCCUUCUGCGCGCCGCUCAACAUCAGCGCGGCGAAUAUCGACGGCGUCAAGGACGGCUCGAACGUGACGGUUCAGUUCAUCUUCGACGGCGGCGACGGCGCGCUGUACCAGUGCGCGGACCUCACCCUCUCGGAGAGCCUGACCUCCAUCCCGUCGAGUGUAUCCUGCUCGAACGCGACGUCGAACGCUGGCGUGACCUACUUCAGCGCUGGUGUCACACCGACUCUCAGCGCGACGGCUACGAGCUCCGGCGCGAGCUCGACAAGCACAUCGAGCGCGGCCGAUGCGAAGGCCAUCGUCGGUGUCUGGGGGCUUUUGUUGAGCGUGUUCGGUGGUCUGCUGGCUUUGGCGUAGUGGAUUUUGAGCUUGAUACACAAUUUUGUGAUGACGCGUUCCGCAAUAUGGAUUGGAUGGAUCAAUGACUCGCUGGUCCCUUUUGGAUGUGCCGGUGUCAUGAGCGAGUCGAUGAAAAGCUAACAUGCGUGCGUAUACAGUACGCUGGUCAAAAUUCCGAUACCAAUUACGCUACGCACCUCGUAAGUUAGGAUAACUCACUACCCAUGGUGUUCGCGCGACUCCAUGUCAUUUCGAUGGGACACAGUGUUGCAUGUGAAGUCCUUAAGCUUCACGAUGGUGUGACAAGGACAGGAAGGUGAUCGGCGGUCAGCGCCCCGUCUGUUCAUAGCCGUUGUUAAUAUGCCCCAACCUGUAUUGGGCUACUUGUGGUCCU
This is a messenger RNA of Fomitopsis serialis, 1243 nucleotides long. RefSeq lists its product as uncharacterized. Bases 268 to 867 code for a protein of 199 amino acids. The transcript is spliced from 2 exons. The record is from RefSeq and is a predicted model, not a curated record. NCBI's taxonomy places the organism in Eukaryota, Fungi, Basidiomycota, Agaricomycetes, Polyporales, Fomitopsidaceae.